Molecule: messenger RNA, 684 nt
Organism: Dendrobium catenatum
Lineage: Eukaryota; Viridiplantae; Streptophyta; Magnoliopsida; Asparagales; Orchidaceae
Exons: 4
Coding region: 1-684 (227 amino acids)
Source: RefSeq, a predicted model, not a curated record
AUGGCUAGUCGUAUGCACGAUCUAAUCUACCCUUCUAUCAGCCCAUUUGUGAGGAGCGUGGAGGCCCGCAAUCAUCUCUAUCCCUUGGGCAGUGCCAUGUCUUCGUUGGUACCUUCUGUGACUUUUAGCUUUGGCUCGGAUGUACGGGUGACUCUUUCUGAGUCCCUACUUGCUAGUCCCCCCGCUGGAGUCACUUUUACUUCCAUCACUAACUCGGCAUUUGUCACCCUUGGAGGACCCACCCCUAAUGAGGCUACUGCAUUCUCUCCUCCUCAGAUGAGAGGACGUGCAGCCAUGUAUCCCUUCAGACAUCCAGUUGCUUGGCGACCAUUGCCUAGACCACUCCCCGUUCGUCCUGUGGUUAGGCGGCCAGUGCAUACUGCACCUAUUGCACAGGUUACUCCACCCCAUCAGUGCCGGCAGCCUGCUGUUAUUACCCCCAUUAUUCCAGUGAAGGACAGUAUACUCGAUGUAGUCCCUCCUAAGGUUGAGAGUCAACCUUCGUGUAGACCUCAGCUGCAGGAGUCUUCAGGGGCACUUUCUCCUAGGAAAGGGGAGGUAUAUAGUACCUAUGGGCCACCAGAUAAGGGCAAGAAGCCCGUGAGAAGUUCACCUCCAUCACGACCACAAAUUCAGCAGUCUAGGAUUCCUUAUAAGAUCUCAGAGAGUCAACAGUCUUUAUAG